CUCCUCCACCUCCCAUCUCCUCGUUGCAGCUCCGGCGAGCCUCUUUUCUCUGCCCUCAAGUGUGGUUGCUGUAGGACUAGGGAAGGGACACUAAAAAUAUUUCUGGAAUGACGUGACCCCCUCUCGCCCCAUCCAGGAAAGGGCCGAGGCUUCAGGAGAAAACAGCACAUGCUUUCCUUUCAUUUCUGGGAGUCCCGGGGUCGACCUGCAGAUGCUGCUCCUUCCGUGGCCGGUGGCAUUCAGACUCCCAGCUGCCCACGGUGCCAGGGAAACAACUGGACAGGACAGCUCAGCUGCCGGACGCUGGCCACAGUCUCAGCCAGCGCAGCAGCCCCCCAGCCACAGACCACCUCUGCUGCCCCAUCCAGGCGCCUGGCCGGCUCCCGCAGGCUUGCCACGGCCCCGCCACAGAGGCUGAGCAACUGGCCGGGGGUGGCUGCAGCGGCCUCGGUGCCUACAGCUUUGGGGCUAGUCCAGGCACGUGGGACCCUGCUCCGGGCCACUCUGCGGCCCCUCCAGGAGCUGAGAGGCACCCAGGGCAGCCCCAGGGCUCACCAUUGCCUCUUCCUGUCGCUGAGACCCGGGCGAGGGCUCCGGAUGGAAGCGGCCCCUCCCGAGCUGAGUUCGCAGGCUGCACCGGUGGAAGUGGGGGACGAGGGCAGCGGCGCUCCAGGCAGCCGGGAGCUCAAGCAGCAGCUGCGGCCACUUCCCAAGCCUCCGGCCUCCUCCCAGCGAGAGGCGAAGUAUGUGGAGAUGUGCGCUUCAGCCGGAGCCCCGAGGGCCAGUCCCCGCAGCGUGAAACUUACCCUGGAGCACCAUCCUGGGGACCAGCGGGCCCCGGGGAGCCCGAAGGAGAAAGCCCAAGAGGAGCCCAACGGCCGAGAGCAGCAGGCGCCAGCUCCCGGGAAGAAUCCUGCUGCGGCCGCACCCUCCAGCGCCCGGCUCUCCCGCACUGCAGAGGGGGAUGGCAGCUUCUCCUCCUCCGUGUCCUCGUCCCCAGUGGACGACGCAGAAGAGGACGGCCUUUCCAAAACGGCCGAUUCUGCCACAUCCACGGGGGCUCUGGCCACCUCCUCUUCGUCCUUAGGCUUUGAGAGUGAGGGCAGUGAGAUCCUGGGGAGCUGCCAGCCCCGGGGGGAAGAAGGGGCCGGCGGGGGAGGGGCAGGGGACAGCACGGAGUGCAGGGACAUCAUUGCCAAGUCGCAGGGCAGCAGGGAACCCCCCAAACACGAGGAGGCUCACUACAUCACCACCCACGAGAUCCAGCUGAGUGAGGUGGAGCAAGAUAUGGAUUUCGACGUGGGCCUGGCCUCCCGCUGGGAUUUCGAAGACAACAACGUGAUCUACUCGUUCGUGGACUAUGCCUCCUUUGGCGGCAGCGACGAGACCCCAGGGGACAUCACCACCCCGACCGAAGAGGACGACGACAACAGCUGCUACCUCAGCACCACUCCCAGCACCAACGCCACGCGGACGCCCAGCCCCACCAGCAGCGACCUGGUCCGCCCCAGCGCCGGCAGCAGUGGUCGUGACACCAGCAGCACGGAAGUCGGCAGCGGCCCCCCUGACGGUGACCCCACUCCCCCACCCACUGGCCCUGGCACUGCCACCCUGCCUGAGUCCUUGCCGGAGCACGGGGAGGCAGCUUCAGGGGCAGCAGCCGCCGCAAGCAGCUGUGGGAGUGCAGCAAGCCAGAUCCUCCUAUCAAUCAAACCGACUUCCCGGGCUAUAAAUGAGCCUAGCAACGUGCGUGCAAAGCAAAACAUUAUUUACGCUGCCAAGCAUGAAGGCGACAUGAGCCUCCGCGUCUCUACAGCUGCUGAACACAAUUCAAGUUCCCUGAAGCAAAACCCGGCUGCAGCCGUGGCUCAGGACCAUGCAAAGAAAUUCAUUGCCGUCCCUGCUCGCCUACAAACCAGGUGCGGGGCCAUCCGAGCGAAGGAGCUGGUGGACUACUCCAGCGGGGCCUCCAGCGCCGUGAGCGAGCUGGACGAUGCCGACAAAGAGGUGCGUAACCUGACCUCCCGAGCCUUCCGGAGCCUUGCGUACCCCUACUUUGAGGCUCUCAACAUCAGCUCCCGAGAGUCCUCCGCCACGCUCUCCGAAGUGGGCUUUGGGCGCUGGUCGACCUUCCUGGAUCUAAAAUGUGGGGGCGUUGGAGCCAGGGUGGAGCAGAGCCUGCUGAGGAGCAGUGCGGCCUCUGUGGCUGCAGGGCUGAGGAAGGGCUGCGGCGCCAAGGCCGCUGCUGCAGACCAACUCUACAUCCAGUCCAAGAAGUCCCAGACCAAGGCCUUGGAGUUCGUGGUCAGCAAGGUUGAGGGGGAGAUCAAGCACGUGGAGACACCCCUGUGCUUCCAGAAGCAGGUGCAGACAGGCCCCCGCGUCGUCACGCUGCUGGAACCGCUGAACCUCCGCAGUGAGAGCAAGGCCAGCUCAGCUGCCGGGCCCUCCAGGGCCCCCAAAGGCUCCGGCAAGGCUUCUGGGUCGGUGUACACGGACGAUGGCUCCGAGACCUCUGAGAGUGGCAAGCCAGUCCCCCGCGCGGAUGGCUCCCAGAAGAAGUCCAAGUUUGCAUCCAGCCUGCUCAAAAACGUCAUUUCCAAGAAGAUGCAGCGGGAACACGAGUUCAAAAUGGAGAGGGGAGAGGUCAGCGAUACGUCCCACCACAACCUCCCCGGCACCUGCAAGGAGAUGGAAGGGCCUCCUGGCAAUGAGAAGCUGCGGGACAGGGGCCUGCAGAGGCAGAACUCCCGCCAUUCGGAGGCCGGCUCUGAGUACACCGUGGUCAGCGUGUCCGACGCAGGCGGGGAGGGCUCGGUGGUCGGCUCUAAGUCCCCAGUGUUCAAAGCUAGCACUCCUCGGGAGAGCACCGCGGGCUCCGGCCGGAAUAUCACCGAUGGACACACAGAAGUGUGCGAAAUUAAAAAGAGUGCCUCGGAGACGGUCAAGGGCAUCUUCCUCCGGAGUCAGAACAGCGCCUUCCGGUCGUGGAAGGAGAAGGAGGCGGAGAAGCGAGACGAGAAAGCUCCGGUCGGAAAGCUCAAGCUCCCCAAAGGGGGCGACUGGAGGGCUGACCUCGGCGAGAUCUCGGCCAGCAAGUCCACCAUCAUGUCUCGCCUCUUUGUCCCCAAUAUUCAGCAGACACCCAAGGACAAGCUCCCCGGGAAGCAGGCCACCAAGUACCCCGCUGCCCAGGCCACCUCCACGGCGGUGAUCAGGCCCAAGGCUCCGGAAAUCAAGAUCCGGCUGGGGAGCGUGCAACAGCCCAGCUCGGACUUCAACAUCGCCAAAUUGCUCACGCCCAAACUGGCGGGGGGCAGCUCCUCCAACCUCUUCAAGACCAUCGAGGACAACAGCAGGGCGCAGCAGAAGCUCUUCCGGGGGGACAACCUGGAAAAGGUGCCCCAGUUCCAGGUGAGAGAUGUCAGAGACAAGUCCAAGACUCAAGGGCCCCUCCACCAGGUGAGAGACGUCAGGAAACUCAUCAAAGGGUCGGGGGAUAGCAGUGACAAGGGCAGCGUUACCCCAGAGCAGGGGCUGACCGGGCCCAAGCCCAGGCAGCUGGCUCCUGCAUCCGGUGGAUCUGGAUCCCUGUCCCCGAUGGUGAUCACGUGCCAGGCUGUGGUGAACCAGGGAGAAGACAGCACGGACCGAGAGCCCAGGGAAGGCGUGGGCAAAGGGGGCAGCAGCAGGGUCUUGGAUCCCUCCUCCUCCCCAGAGGGGACGGUCUUGGUUCACAGAGCAUCAGGCAGGCUUCCUGUGGCCACCAUCGCGCCCAACAAGCCUGAGCAGGGCUCCUACCUGCCUGUGCUUAAGAUUGUCUCCAAGGCUUCCGCCCAGAAGACCCCGGAGAAGGUCAAGGAGGAGGAGGCGGCCAAGGAGGAGGGGAAGGCCCCCAAACCAGCCCGGAAUGCCCUGGAGAAGCUGACUGCGGCAGUGAGGUCCAUGGAAGAGCUGUACAGCUUCAACAGGAACGAAUGGAAACGCAAAAGCGACCCCUUGCCCAUGCUGACCGACAGCCACGUCCUGUCGCUCAUCGCCAGCGAGGAGAGGGAGGGCGGCGUGGGUGCCGAGGGGGACCCCGACAAGCUGGCCAAACGGCUGAGUGAGACGGAAGAGCGUGGCCCGGCGAGGAAAGGCGCCGCGGUGCUGCGCGGGGCUCCCCUCGAACGCCUGCAGCGCAGAAACUCCAACCCCAGCGCCGACAGCGUGUCUGCCCGCGCCGCCGCCUUUGAGAACCUAGCCAGGGAGAGGCCCCGGUCUCUCUACAUCCCCCCGGUCCACAAGGAUGCGGAGAGAAGCCACCCACUGCAGCCCCUCCCGCCCUACCCCAGCAACCGCAACGUGCUCACCGUGAAUGCCGGCAGCACCCAGAAAACCGGUGGCGUCGCCGGCAAGUUCCCCCAGGGGCCUUCUCCGGAGAGCCCCUCAGCAGUCAAGGGCAUCAAGGCGCAGGGACUACGGUCGCUCAAGAUCUCUCCGGCCGCGCGGGCACCGCCUCCCGACGAGGCGAGCAGCAGGAAAGGUGGCCUGGGCCUGGAGAAGAGCAGCAGUGACUGUGAGAGUUACCUGACCAUGCCGCUGAAGGCAGGCUCUGCGGCUGCCGGGGGGCUUCCUGGCAGGCCUGGAGCUGCAGCAGAGGCGCCCCCCGCCUCCUCAGCGGCCACGCUCUGCAGCUUACCCCCACUCAGCGCCCGCAGUCAGAUCCCCAGCAGCCCCAAAGGCUCUCAGGUCAGUGGAACCAGCCGGCCUGCGUGGCGAACCAAGCCUGACAAUUCCCGGGAGACCAUUGCUGCUGCUACUGCUGCGGCUGCUGCAGCCGCUGCAGGGCCACGAAGCCCCGAGCAUCCCCCUACUGCUAUCUACCACCAACCCUCACUGCCCUUCACCCUGCAGGGAACCCAGCCUCAAGUCCUCUGCUUCUCCCCGCCUGGCAUGCCUGCCCCAGCACCUGCAGGCCCAGCUGCCGUCCCCACAGACCCCUUCCAGCAGCCGCAACCCCAGCAGACCCAGCGGAAGAUGCUCCUGGAUGUGACAACCGGCCAGUACUAUCUGGUGGACACCCCAGUGCAGCCCAUGACCAGGAGACUGUUCGACCCAGAGACGGGUCAGUAUGUGGAUGUGCCCAUGACCUCCCAGCAGCCAGCUGUGGCUCCCAUGUCUCUCCCUGUGCCUCCCCUGGCCCUGAGUCCUGGGGCCUAUGGACCCACCUACAUGAUCUACCCGGGGUUUCUUCCCACGGUGCUGCCCCCCAACGCCCUGCAGCCCACGGCAAUCGCUCACACGCCGGGGGGCAGCGAGCUCUCCCCCAUGGCGGCAGAACCCCCCAGUAAAGAGGCAGCUGCGACGUUCUCUGAGGCGCCGUACUUCAUGGCCUCCGGACAGUCUCCAGCCUCCCCUUCCUCCUCGGCCCCAGCAGCCACGUCCCAGCUCGUGGGGGCCAAGGGCUUUGCCCAGCUGCACGGCAAGCCCGUCAUCAGCAUCACUUCGCAGCCCCUGGGGCCCAGGAUCAUCGCGCCCCCUUCCUUUGACGGCACCACCAUGAGCUUUGUGGUGGAGCACAGAUGAUGGCGGUCACCAGGGAUCCAGAGGGAGCAGCUGCUGGAGCAAGACAGAAAUGUGGACUAUUCUUCUUUAAAGUUGUGUUGUAAUAGCACUAAGAAUUCAUCUGCAAAACUUCUUCCACAUGUGUUGUUUUUAAUUUUAGCUUCUUAUAAACCAAGUGUGUAAGUUUCUGUAUUUUUCUGAACAAGCUUAUUAAGGCAAUUUUUGUUAUUUUAAUUUUGCAAAGGUGAUUGAAUGCUUGCAUUUUCCCACCCCCAUGAAGCUGUGUUUUUAUACUUUAAUAUGGGGUAUAAGCUUUCUACUCAGCUUCUUCCCUCCUACACUUACAACUUGACAAGUGCUCCCUUGAGUAUUUCCAUUGCUCAAUCCAAACGUACAAAAGAAAGGGAUUGGCUGUGUUGUAAACCAAGUCAGAACAUCAGUAAUAAGGGUCACAGAGCUCCUUCUAGGUUCUUAGAUUAUGUGAAGACUAGCUGGCAAAGUUGUCGUGCAUAUUUAGGUUUUACGUACGAUCGUGGGUCUGCACUUGGAAUCCCAUGCCAGCCAAACUAGUCAUUCUUGAUUGUGCACUAUGUGUUCUGUUACUGAGUUUGGCAUUAUUUCAAAUGUGAUUGCGAAAAACAGUUGUUUUAACUUUUGUGCUUUAAUUUUCCCAUUUGUACAAGGCCAUGACACUUAUUUGUUGCCUUAAUAUAGAAUGGUUUGGGUUAUUGAAGAGCUGGUGACUGCAUUUAAAAUUAAAUUCUUAGGCUCAGAAAGGUAUGACAUAUCUAUUCCCUUUUAAAAAUUCAACCCUCAUUGCAUUUUUUUCCUUCAAUGAUUCCCUCCAUAGAUGUACACUCCUGCCUCUCACGGGAUGUUUGGGACCUGAGGAGUGGCGUGUUUAGGGCAGUAGAACAGAAAUGAACUCUGACUCAAUGGCUCUGAUUCGCUCCAGUCCCAGACAUCCCCCAAGCAGGAACCUGGCAUUGGCAGCACCUGCUCCUUAUGAGGCAGGUUUUAUAAGAUGCCAAGAACCCGUCGAUUUUCCACAUUGCCUCAGCUGUAACCUAAUUCUGAAGGCUAUCUGAGUGUGUGCUCACAGUGAGUCUUGAAGAGUUGGUUGAACUACAGACAUUUAGCUUAUCUUUUAAACUGAUAGCAGUAGACACUCUAGUUGAUCUUAGCCACAAGGCUCUCAGAGUGACCAGUUAGACUCUGUAAAGGACAACUCCAUUUCACUUUCACAGCCGGAAAUUCCUUAAUGGGCCUUUACUCUACAAAAAGUUUUCUUGGGGGAAGGGGAAAGGUUUAAGGCAGCAGGAAUAAUCAUUUCUUGUUAAAAUUCAGUCAUAUCUUGGACUGAUGAGCAGUGAAAUGAAGCCAUAGCCUCCGGGGGACAUGAUACAUGAGGCAUGUUGCCUCUGUGCCAUAUUCUUUAUCCUAAUGGCUCUUGGCCAGGUACAUCAAUGGAGUCACCCCACAACCUAACUUGGGAAGACAAAUCUUACAGCAUCAAUGCUUACUCAUUUUUAGGAGGCUAGCUGGGUAUGAGUUUACUUAAUAUUGAGACAAGAAAGUUGAAUGUCUUUCAAAGGACUAAACCUAUACAAAGAGCAGCACCAUGAAAUCCCAGGCAUUUGAGCACAGCUGGUGAAACAUAUAUGGUUUAGAUAGAUAGUACCCAAGCUGUUACGAUGAUUUUAAGAUCACAUGUGGCUUUUAGGAGAGCCCAGUGGCCAGGUUGGGACUCAUUGUUCAUCAAGGCCCUCAAAAAAAGAAACACUUCCUUCUUUAGAAAUGUGGUAGAGUUGAGGGACUGAGGAUCCACAAGAUAUAUAUCACCAGCAGAUCUGAGCCUUAAAUUCUCAAGAAGUAGGUCAGAAACUAGAAAAGAAAGGAGACAUGUUUGUUUGUUAGUUCUGUUCAAUAGGCUGCCACCCUCUGAGAAGCAGCUAAGGAUGUAGUGAAUGCCCAAGUGGUUACAAAUGGAACUUUCCAGUGGAAUUUUAUGAAUGCUAUAUUGCCUGUUGAUACUUUAAUGGUUCUCUAUUUCAUCAAACCAUACGAAGCUGCUAGGAUAUUUACUACCUCAAGUUAUUGGGAAAGAACAUUUUCAUAGGUGUGAGGUAAACCUCGCUUCUUUGUUUCAUUGUUUUGUCAUUUCUUGAGGUUGCAAGGAUAUUUGAAUGAAGUAACUGUGCCCUUCCUUUUUCAACCAAUGUGGAAUAUGACAAGUCUAUGAAGCCUUCUGACCCAUAGAACUAUUACCCCAACAAUGUCCGUUUAGCUACUGAACUGCCCUUUCAUUUUCAUGUCCUAAAUAAUGCCUUGAGCUUGAAUCUAAUCACAAUUGCAAUAUGGUUUUUGUGCUUUUGUCUCAUGGUUCAUGUGUGGCUCAGUUUUCCAGAAGAACCACAGGGCUUUGUCUGUAGAAAUCUUGAUCUAUUUCCUCUUUAUCCCUGUUGGUAAAAGGAUCAUAUUGAAAUAUGCCCUGAUUAUUUCUGGAAAACUGAACACGUUUGUAACUAGUAUGAAAAUUUAAUUCUCUGGAAUGUAUUUUCUUGAAAGCACUCACUGAAAUUGCCCUCAGGAUUAAAUGGAGCCCAGAUAAUAAUGACUUAGCAUAUGAGUUUUUUAUAUGUUUGUUUAUCACUGAGUAAACAAACCAAAAUUACAUUUUGCCAUUUUAUGAUAAAUCUGAAAUAUUAACUCACAUUGCAAAUUAAUCCUUACAUCGUUAGGGGAUAUCUAAUGAUAUAAAUUCUUUUUUUUAAUUUCAGAUUUGACUUUAUCAUCCCUGCCUUAAAGAGAUUUAAUGCAUUUUAAUUGCUUUUCUACUUCAUAGAUAUGAAAGUCUGUGUUUGCUACAAAUUGAAUGCUCAUGUUACCAGAAACAGUACUUUGGACUGCAGGACAGUAUUGAUUCCUCAGUAGACUGACUAUAAUCUCAUAAUAAAUAUGUGUAUGUGCAUGGGAAAACACAUUCAACAAUAGUCUUUGUGUUUAAAAACUCUCAUGGUAUACAAUUUCCUAUGUGGUGCUGGAGGAGUUUCAUUCUAUGGUUUACAAGGUGUAGGUUUGCACCCCAAAUUCUCAGGGUAUGUAUUUUACCCAAAUACUUGAAAGAAAAAGGUGCCCUGAAUUUUACCAGUACUGUUGAGGAGGAAAAAAAAUGUGUAAGUUUGUUUAUAAAAACUGCUUAUAAAAAUCAAAUUAAUUAAUAUGUUAGGAUAUAUAUAUAUACAUUUACACAUAUAUAUAAGAUAUAUAUUUUGAAGAGACUGCUUAUCUACUCUUAACUAACUUAUGGGUCCUAUGUAGACCUCACAGGUGCAUAAAAUCCUUGGUAAAGCAUGUGCUAUUGCUAAAUGGUGCCUUGAGCUUGAAUCUCAUCAGAACUGCAGACCCUGGCCCCCAGCAAAGCAAGCACGUCCACAGGCGGCACGUGGGCUGAGGCCCAGGGAGGGUUCUGAAGAUGGGUUCCUUUGUACCCCACCCCAUGUCAGAAGAGAACUGAGGGUUCCUGGCAGCAUCUGUGAGCUGUUAACAUGCAGUGUUUCAUGUUACGACUGUGGCACACUCUACCAGAUUUAUUCCUGUUUCAUUCACAAUGGUGCAGAAUAAGAUACACACACAUACACACACAUCCAAUUUGAUUUUUUUCCUUUUUUUCUUUUUUUAAGCUUCAUAAUUGCUGUUUGCAGACUUGUGUUAAUAGUGGAAAGCCCUUCCCAGGGCUCCCUCAAACAGCUACCACACCUGUGUCUGUUUUCUGACAGGUGGUCCUUUCUUUUUCUCCCUUCUUUGAAGAUGUGCAUUUCUGUAUUUACAUAUAAAUCAUACUAUUGUAACGACAGUGAUGGUUGAAAAGAAUGUGCAGACUGUAGAAGUUGUGUCUGAGCAGACAGAGUAAAUUGUGCGAUAAGUAGGGAAGGAUGUGGGAUAAUGCUGAAGUACACCCCUGACUAUGAAUCAAGUCAGUGGGAAAUGGAAAGAAUGUGAAAUUUUAAACUGCAAUCAACACAGAAAUUGCGGUGGAAAAGUUCCUAACUGAAGUCUGAAGUGAUACAAUUAUAGAAUGCAGUGAGCUCGGCCAAGCAGACUUUGAAUCCAGCCCAGUAGUUCUGAGAAUUACCUACUCAGUCUAUUGCAUAUGGAGAAAACUACUUGGACAUGGAUUCCGUGAGACUGGCCUGCUAAUCUUUCAAUCGCCAGCGUUUGUAAAUGACUGUGCAAUUUUGUGUAAUGGUCUUUUAUUUUGACUGUUCUGAAGAAAAAUUUGUUUUGUUGGUUUUUUUUCCAGUAAAAGUAACUGCAAAAGAA
Messenger RNA from Oryctolagus cuniculus (rabbit), 9870 nucleotides. It is a transcript of the gene C8H4orf54, whose product is annotated as chromosome 8 C4orf54 homolog. The record is from RefSeq and is a predicted model, not a curated record. Lineage: Eukaryota; Metazoa; Chordata; Mammalia; Lagomorpha; Leporidae.